This is a messenger RNA of Diatraea saccharalis (sugarcane borer), 891 nucleotides long. The record is from the annotation of a GenBank genome assembly. Lineage: Eukaryota; Metazoa; Arthropoda; Insecta; Lepidoptera; Crambidae.
AUGUGGACUGUGUGCCUACCAGGAUGGGGAGCCGCAGCUGUAGCAGGUGUUUUACUCCUGUACGGCAGUCUAGAUGUGGCAUACUUCGCGAGGAUGAUGUACACUGUCGCUAAAGCGCGGUAUUACAAGAAGAAGGCCUGUAUAUUGGACACUACGCAAGUGGAAUCAUGGUGUCUUCUCAACGACGUAGAUACUUUGCUGUAUCAUAUGAACAACGCACGGUAUUUGCGUGAGUUGGACUUCGCCAGGGCGGACUUCUACGAGCGUACUGGAUUAUACUCCAGUAUAAAAGCUGCCGGAGGUGCUGUGGCGAUAUACUGGGAUGAAAAGACGGUGUUUAUGGAACACGAGUUCGUGGGUCCCGGUGGGUUCGUUCACGCCGUGGCGGUGUGUAGGCAACGUGUCAUAGACACGUCGGCGGCCGCCAUCGCUGAGCUGCUGUUACAACUGCACUGCGCCGGCGCAUGCAGACCACCACCUUCCAAGAUGCCGCCUGAGGUAAUAGCGUAAAGUUUGCAAACAUCAUUCAGCUGAAGUUUGUGUCCAUAAUUAUCACCAGCCUAUUAAUCCUGGGGCUAAGGCCUUCCCUAUUCGAUCAGAUCAGAUCGAAUAGGGAUAAUGGGUCACGACCCACCACGCGGGUCUAUUGCAAAUUAGUGGGUAUUAACGAUUGCAGAUGCAGCCAGGACCAAUGGCUUAACGUGCCUUCCGAAGCAGAGAGGAGCUCGAGAUAAUAAAUUUUUGGCAACCCAUCUUAUGAUCGAUCAAUGCAAAAAUUGCUUAACAACAGGAUCGCAAGCCGACCCUGCUAAAAACUGCGCAAUCGAGUUCGUCGAUCGAAGUUUGUGUAAAAAACAAUAAAAAAUGAAUGAAAAGUGUAUCAGAUUAUAA